Molecule: messenger RNA, 345 nt
Organism: Sphenostylis stenocarpa
Lineage: Eukaryota; Viridiplantae; Streptophyta; Magnoliopsida; Fabales; Fabaceae
Source: the annotation of a GenBank genome assembly
AUGGCAGCAAUGGAGGCCUUGCUUAUGGAGAAUGCUGCGGAGGGAGGCUCGGAGGCAGGUUCCUCAGGAGCUGGGCCUGGUGCGGGAGGGGACAAGGUGUUUGGGCUUGGGGCCUGCGCGGGAGAAGAAGAGCUUGGUGGAGGAGUUGAAGGAGCAUGUGUUGCUGGUGCUGGUGAAGGAGGCGUCUUUGCCGCCGGUGAUGGAGCAGGUGCUGACGUGGAUGGUGGUGGUGGCGGUGGUGAUGGGGUUCUUGAUGGUGGUUGCGUGGGUGCAGGCCCAGGAGCUUGCGCUACGCAUGCGGUAACCAAAAGCCCAAACAUCACAAACACUUUAACUGCGGUGUAA